Helianthus annuus (common sunflower) is the source of this 1631-nucleotide messenger RNA. RefSeq names its product serine incorporator 3. The coding region runs from base 208 to 1449 and encodes 413 amino acids. Gene Ontology annotation, cellular component: membrane. Lineage: Eukaryota; Viridiplantae; Streptophyta; Magnoliopsida; Asterales; Asteraceae. The transcript has 7 exons. The record is from RefSeq and is a predicted model, not a curated record.
UUUCACCCCCUUCGUUAAUAUUCUGUUUAAGUGGGGUGAGUCCGCGUAGGAAAGCAUUCUCCAAAGCCCUGUUCAUACAACAAUCCUCUUUACACGGUAUUCUUAUCACAAUCUCAUCUGAUCGUCAUCACAAUCAUUCGUUGUUCUUCGUUCAAUCGCAAUAGUUUCAGAGUGAAUAUUAAUUGCUGAUAAAAUAGAGAGAUAAAGAUGUGGGCAGCUGGUUGCCUGGCUUCUUGUUGUGCAUCAUGUGCAUGUGGUGCAUGCCAAUCGGUGGUUUCUGGGAUCAGUCGUCGAUCAGCUCGUAUUGCGUAUUGUGGUCUCUUUGCUCUUUCGCUGAUCGUGGCUUGGAUUCUAAGGGAAGUUGCUGCUCCACUCAUGGAGAAGAUCCCAUGGAUUAAUCAUUUUUAUGAAACACCUGAUAGGGAAUGGUUUGAGACUGAUGCUGUUUUGCGAGUUAGUUUGGGGAAUUUCUUGUUCUUCUCAAUUUUAUCCCUAUUAAUGGUUGGGGUGAAAAACCAGAAAGACCCACGUGAUAGUUUGCAUCAUGGUGGAUGGAUGAUGAAAAUCAUUUGUUGGUGCCUUAUGGUAAUUUUUAUGUUUUUCCUUCCAAACGAGAUCAUCAGCUUUUACGAGUCGACAUCAAAAAUUGGGUCUGGAUUAUUCCUACUUGUUCAAGUUGUACUGUUGUUGGAUUUUGUGCAUAGCUGGAAUGACAAAUGGGUUGGAUACGAUGAACAGUUCUGGUAUGCAGCCUUGCUUAUUGUUUCCCUCGUGUGUUAUGUGGCAACAUUCUCGUUCUCUGGACUUUUGUUCUAUUUGUUCACGCCAUCUGGUCAAGACUGUGGGCUCAAUACAUUCUUUAUUGUGAUGACUCUGAUUCUCGUGUUCGUGUUUGCCGUUAUCACGUUGCAUCCUACAGUAAGUGGAAGCAUAUUGCCAGCAUCUGUUAUUUCUUUAUACUGCAUGUAUCUUUGCUAUAGCGGGCUUGCAAGUGAACCAAGAGAUUAUGCUUGCAAUGGGCUCCACAAGCAUUCUAAGGCUGUUAGCACCGGUACACUUACUGUCGGGUUGCUUACUACUGUGCUCUCUGUAGUAUACUCCGCCGUCCGGGCUGGAUCGUCUACAACUUUGCUUUCCCCUCCAAGCUCACCCCGAGCAGGUGAUGAGAAACCAUUGCUCCCAUUGGACAAAAGAGACGAGCAUGAAGAAAAAGAGAACAAUAAACCCGUAACAUAUUCGUAUUCAUUUUUCCACAUCAUCUUCUCACUUGCUAGCAUGUACUCCGCAAUGCUUUUGACAGGAUGGUCAACCUCAGUUGGAGAGAGUGGCAGGUUGGUGGAUGUUGGGUGGCCCUCAGUGUGGGUCCGCAUAAUAACCUCGUGGGCCACCGCAGGUUUGUUCAUCUGGUCGAUGGUUGCCCCACACCUCUUUCCGGAUCGUGAAUUCUGAGCUGAAGUGAGUAGAUCUUUAAGAUGUGUAGUUAUUGGUAAUAUGAUUGUAUGUGAUUGAUAUAUUGUGUAUGACUGAAUCAGUGUGUGGAUCAUGCUUGAAGUUUAUGCUUGUUUUCAUUUUCUUUGAUUGUGUGAAUAAAUCUUUAUAAUGCUAUAAAGCUGUCAAUUAUGUUGUCUCAA